AGCAAGGAGCUCAUUAACAGCUACUAAUAUGGCAAUCCUCCUCCUAUACGUGGUGGUGCCGCUUGUCGUGGCGGUAUCUCUAUGGGUUUACCGGUGGCGGAACCCUAAGUGCAACGGGGUGUUGCCGCCCGGUUCAAUGGGGCUGCCGCUCAUCGGAGAGACAUUUGAGUACUUCUCUGCUCAGCCGCUGGAGGGCAUCCCUCCAUUCAUUGCAAAAAGAAUGGCCAGAUACGGGCCGGUCUUUCGGACAAGUCUAGUAGGGCAGCCAGUGGUGAUGUCCACAGACCAAGAAGUGAACCAAUACAUUUUCGGGCAAGAAGGCAAAAUGUUCCAGGCGUGGUACACGCAAAGCGGUUUCAGAAUCACGGGAGAAAAGGGUCUGCCGGUGCACGCCGGAAAUUCUCAUAAGUAUCUCAGAAAUCUGAUUCGGGACAUCGUCGGACUCGAAAACCUUAAGGAAGAGUUGGUGCAUGAGAUGGACAGAAUCACCAGCAAACAUCUCUCUCGAUGGGCUCAUUCUCAUGAAGUGGAUGUCAAAGAUGCAGCUGAAAUUAUGGUGGUUGAAUUGGGUGGGAAGAAGUUCCUUGGUUUGGAAGAAGGAAAGGCUUUAGAGUUGAGGGAAAAUUACAAGAAUUUCAAGGAUGCUCUUAUUUCAUUUCCUCUUAAUGUCCCUGGAACUGCCUUCCAUGAAGCUAUGCAGGGACGAGAAAGAGCAAUAAAAAUGAUAAGAUCGGCCUUGGAUGCAAGAAGAUCAAGCAACGGAAAUCAUGAUUUCUUGGAUCAGAUAAUGAGAGAAGUGGAGGAUGAAGACACCAUUUUGACACGGGAAGUUGCGACGGAUGUGUUGUUUUUGCUUCUCUUUGCUUCCUUUGAGACCACUUCCACGACCAUCGCAUUGGCCUUGCACUUCCUCCAUCGACACCCCAAUGUCUUGCAACACCUUAAGGAAGAGCAUGAGAAAAUCUUAAGUGGUAGAGAUAACAAGGAGACGAGGGGGAUUACAUGGACAGAGUACAAAUCUAUGACAUUCACUCACAUGGUUAUUAAUGAAACAGUACGCCUUGCGGACAAUGUUCCCGGAAUGUUCAGGAAAGUAAUGCAGGAAGUUAAAAUAAAAGGAUAUACUAUACCAGCAGGCUGGACGGUUGUUGUUUGUCCAUGCGCUACUCAUUUGAACCCGAACGAGUACGAGGACCCGUAUUUGUUCAAUCCCUGGAGAUGGCAGGGACAAGAACUGCAUGCUGCAUCCAAGAAAUUCUUGGCUUUUGGUGGAGGUAGAAGACUUUGUGCUGGAGCUGACUUUGCAAAGCUUCAAAUCGCCAUUUUUAUCCAUUAUUUGGUCACCCAAUAUAGGUGGAAAAUAACAAAAGAAGGAGUGAUUGUCCGAAAACCAGGUUUAGCGUUCCCCAAAGCACUGUGUGUCCAGCUCCGGGAGGCAAGAAGAGACUGAGUUCAGACACACAUGUCUCCCAAUGGCUUUACACGAUGAAAUUAUAUUUUUAGUCUCAUAAAAUAAGAAUUUAAUAGUUUUUUUUAUUUUACAAAUAUUUUAAAAUAGUCUUAAAAUUUUAAAAAAAAAACUCAGUGUAUUAGUUCUAUGUUUUAUGAAAAUUUUUAAAUAGUCCCAAAAUUGAAAAAAAAAACUCGGCACAUUUAGUUCUAUGUAUAAGUUUCUAUAAAAAAAUACACGGUAAGAACACGUACAAUGUGCAUGUCCAUCGGUUGUGUGACCAGCAAAUAUACAACCACGCGCAUUGCACGUGUCUUUAUCGUCAAUUUUUCUAUAAAAACUUGGACAUUGAAUUUAAUACAACAAAGGACUAAAUAUGUCGAGUUUUUUAAUUUUGAGAUCAUUUGAGAAUCUUCUAUCCUAUGAAACUAAAAAUAUAAUUAUGUUGGCUUUGCACUCACAUAUAUAUAUGUAUGUAUAUGUAAAAAUAAUAAUUAAGUCUAUUUAAAUAGACAGUGUGUCUUUUCUAC
Messenger RNA from Sesamum indicum (sesame), 1980 nucleotides. Its product is annotated as cytochrome P450 87A3-like. Gene Ontology annotation, biological process: sterol metabolic process; multicellular organism development; brassinosteroid biosynthetic process. Gene Ontology annotation, molecular function: monooxygenase activity; oxidoreductase activity, acting on paired donors, with incorporation or reduction of molecular oxygen; iron ion binding. The record is from RefSeq and is a predicted model, not a curated record. NCBI's taxonomy places the organism in Eukaryota, Viridiplantae, Streptophyta, Magnoliopsida, Lamiales, Pedaliaceae.